AUGAGCCCCGCGGGGGCUCCUGUUCUGACAAGCUCCUCCUUUAGUAACCACAUUCCGUACCGGGUCCCAACAAAUGCAAGAUUCUGGCGUACCAGGAAUCCACGCGAAGACGUUCUCAAGGGAGAAGAAGAGGCUGAAAAUAUAUCAAAAUACGAAGUGGAAGAUUGUGGUGGAGAUGAGGCGAAAUUGAAAGAGGCAUUACAGCAAGGCCAUGAUGAAUGUCAAACCGUAUUAAGCGCUCACUUCGAAUCAGCCAGAUGCAAUGAAAGCAGCUAUGCGGCGGCAGUAGCAAUUGCGGUAAAUCGUAUGCACUUGAAGACGACUAACAAAUGCAGCAACACCACUAGUAUUAAGCCACUAGCCAGACGCAUACCGAAGUGGAGACGAUAUAAAACUGUGAAAUAG
Messenger RNA from Paraglomus brasilianum, 405 nucleotides. The record is from the annotation of a GenBank genome assembly. NCBI's taxonomy places the organism in Eukaryota, Fungi, Glomeromycota, Glomeromycetes, Paraglomerales, Paraglomeraceae.